Molecule: messenger RNA, 1046 nt
Organism: Sorex fumeus (smoky shrew)
Lineage: Eukaryota; Metazoa; Chordata; Mammalia; Eulipotyphla; Soricidae
Gene: OTUB2
Product: OTU deubiquitinase, ubiquitin aldehyde binding 2
Exons: 6
Coding region: 159-863 (234 amino acids)
Biological process (GO): protein K48-linked deubiquitination; negative regulation of double-strand break repair
Cellular component (GO): nucleus
Molecular function (GO): cysteine-type deubiquitinase activity; ubiquitin binding
Source: RefSeq, a predicted model, not a curated record
UGUGAGCGCAGGUUCGCGGAGCGGUCGGGUGUGUUCUCCGCUCGCCCCCCGCCGCCCGACCGACCCGACGGUGGAGCCGGCGAGUGACCCCCGCGGCGCCUUCCCGCACCGGAUCGCUCCUCGCUGGGGCGGGACCUGGCCCGCAGGUUCUGGUCACUAUGAGUGAAACAUCCUUCAACCUAAUAUCAGAAAAAUGUGACAUCCUCUCAAUUCUUCGGGAUCACCCUGAAAACAGGAUUUACCAGAGGAAAAUCCAGGAACUCAGCAAAAGGUUCACCGCGAUCCGCAAGACCAAGGGGGACGGGAACUGCUUCUACCGGGCCCUGGGCUAUUCUUAUCUGGAGUCACUGCUGGGGAAGAGCCGAGAAAUCCUCAAGUUCAAAGAGCACGUACUGCAGACCCCAAACGACCUUCUGGCUGCUGGCUUUGAGGAGCACAAGUUCCGAAACUUCUUUAACGCUUUCUACAGUGUGGUGGAGCUGGUGGAGAAGGACGGCUCCGUGUCCAGCCUGCUGAAGGUGUUCAAUGAUCAGAGCUCUUCAGACCGCAUCGUGCAGUUCCUGCGUCUGCUCACCUCUGCCUUCAUCAAGAACCGCGCAGACUUCUUCCGACACUUCAUCGACGAGGAGAUGGACAUCAAAGACUUCUGCACUCAUGAAGUAGAGCCCAUGGCCAUGGAGUGUGACCACAUCCAGAUCACGGCCCUGUCCCAGGCGCUGAACAUCGCCCUGCAGGUGGAGUACGUGGACGAGAUGGACACAGCCCUGAACCACCACGUGUUCCCCGAGGCGGCCAGCCCUUCCGUUUACCUGCUCUAUAAAACAUCCCACUACAACAUCCUUUACGCAGCUGAUAAACGUUGAUUACUUCUAGGCCACGCAGUGGCGCCUGUCACCUACCUAACGGGACUGCAUUCUGAACGGAACAUUCUGGCUUUUCAAUUUUUUAAGCGAUUUAGACUGUAGUUAGAAACGUACAGCUUUCUGGGCAAAGCCACUGGGAAUGAGGCCUGCUCACCAUGGACUGUGAUAACUUGGCGACGUUUU